AUGAAUAAGCAGGUCGGUACGUGUAAGAAAUGCCAACAAGAAUGUCAUAAUGAUUUUAUCAUGUAUAAACAUUCAUUGAGACAUCGUAAAGAUGCUGAUGAAUUGACGGAGAAAAAGUGCAAAAUAUGUAGUUAUAUAAUAACAAAACGCAUUAAAAUGCAUUUCGUAGAAUUGCAUCCCGAAGUUGUGGAUGAGUUUAAUAAAUCAGGCUAUGCAAAAAAAUGCUUAAAAUGUCCAAUUUGUCAUAAUACUUAUGCCAAUAAUAAAUACAAAAAAUUUUGGCAUCAUUUCAUGUUUAAACAUCCCCAAGAAAAUCAGGAGAAAUUUCGUUACAAUUGCCAUCUAUGCUCGCAUAAACGUUUUUCUGAUGAGGAAUUGUAUAUGCAACAUUUAAUGUUGCAACAUGAAUUAAAUUCCUGGAAUGUAUUAAACUUUCGACGAAUUUUUGAAGAUAAAGAAUACUUAGCAUGUUUAAAAUGCCACAGAGUGUAUGCUAAAAAUGAUACCUUAACAUUCCUAAAACAUUAUCUAGAACACGAAAGUUCGAGCUAUUGGUCAUGUAAAUUUUGUGGUAAAAAAAGUUGUUAUGGCCAUAAUGGACACUUGUGUCCCAAAAUGAUGCAAUAUUAUGGCAGACGAUAUAAAGUGGCUAGAGAAUGUAACAGAGAAAAGAAAAUAAUAAAAAAUUUAGAGGAAUUUGAAGAGUAUAUUGCACAUGUUUGUCCAUUUUGUAAGGAAGAGUUUAAUAAAUUACAUAAAUGGCAACAGCAUCUAAGAAGUAUUCAUGCAAUUGACACUCUUAAAGGUUUAGAAAUGAAGGUGGUAGCAACUGCAGAUAAUGAUAAAUUACGUUGUGUCAUUUGUCAUACUAUGGUAGCAAAUAAUCCGGUACAAUUACAUGCUCAUCGUUUUCAACAUUUACCUUUUAAGCCCUACAAAUGUCGUCACUGUAAGCAAACAUUGGCCACUUUUAAGGUGGCCGUUAAUCAUGUGGUGAAACGUUGUAAUGAUGACGAGGAUAGGGAAUAUAUUAAACAGGUUUUAAAACCAAAUAUAAUUGAUCCAGCUGAGGUAGAGAUACAAUGUUCCUUUUGUAACUACCAAAAAUUCAUUGAUGCUAAAGAGGCUUUCACACAUUUCCAAGAUAAGCACAAUAAUUUCGAGGAAUUCUUUUCCCUAGACUCUGAAGCAGAUAAUUUAAUGUCGUGUAUGGUUUGCCAAAAGAAAUUCUUAAAAAACGACGCACAUGAACGUUUAAAGCAUGUGUAUACACAUUUUGAUCAAAAGAUCUUUAAAUGUCCCUUAUGUUCACUGUCCUAUUUUAAGCAUAGCACUUGUAUUGGUCAUAUGAAAAAGGUUCACUAUUUUAAACCCUUAAACUUAGUGCGAUCAUUAAAAGAAAAAGCUGAACUUUGCCUAAAUAAAGAAGAUAUAGUAAACGAAUAUCAGUCUACUGCUGGUGCUGCACCUCAGUUAGCUAAACCCAAUCUGAACUCUCAUGUACUCAAUGAGUUUGCUGAAUUUAUUAACUUUGCCUGUCCAGAGUGCAAUGAAGGUAUAUCCAAUCAAAAGGACUGGCAUACACACAUUACCACACAACAUGAUUUUUUCGAUGAAUCAAAUGUGAGCUUUAAGGACUCGAAUGGUGCGCUAAAAUGUCUAACAUGUAAGCUAAAUUUGCCUACAGUUUUAACCCAACGCCUCAAACAUAAGUUAACACAUAUGCCCUACCGUUCAUUCAUAUGCAAUCUAUGCUAUGCUCGUUGCAAUUCUUUGGGUGUACUCUAUGGACAUUUUCGUAGGAAACAUUUUGCCCAAGGCACAUUUAAGUGCUGCAUUUGUCCGGAUGUUUUGGCAACAUCACAUCAACGAACAGAACAUUUAAAGCAAACGCAUCCACCCAAUGAAUGGCCCGAUCAUAUAUGUUUAAUAUGUUACAAAAUAUUAAGAAGUAAAUCUUCAUUAAAUAAGCAUAUGGAAACACACAAUGCUGAACGUGUUAGGUAUACAUGUGAUAUCUGUGGUUCGAAAUUAAUUGGCCGGAAAGAUUUUAAGAACCACGUAGAUAGACAUGAGGAAAGAGGUGAGUUCAAAAAGAAAGAUUGUGACGACAACGAUAUUCCUUCACAAUUUGGAUGUGAUGAGUCUAACAUAAUUAUACCGGAUAUUAUAGACGUUAAGACAGAUUUGAAUAGUAUUGGUAAAUCUCUUCGAUAUAGACCUGAUGUUGAGGAUUUAAAACCAGAUUUGGAUAUUGUUGUUGGUGUUGAUCUUAAAUCCACAAAUGAUAAUGUUAAUAAAAGAAAAUCGCUUAGAAAUUCUUUGGAUGCAAAAAAGAAAAAAUGUGAUAUAGAAUAAAUAAUGUUUCAAUAUUAACGUUUAUUAUGGAAACGAUUCGCUUGUCUUUAAUUUAGUAAUAACAUCUUUAUCAUUAAAAAUUAUUUAUUUAGCAUUUUAUAGUCGUAUGCAGUGGCAUGAAAAAAUAACUCUUUUAAUAAACUAAUUAAAACUAAAAA
Molecule: messenger RNA, 2516 nt
Organism: Lucilia cuprina (Australian sheep blowfly)
Lineage: Eukaryota; Metazoa; Arthropoda; Insecta; Diptera; Calliphoridae
Product: zinc finger protein 91-like
Exons: 1
Coding region: 1-2358 (785 amino acids)
Biological process (GO): regulation of transcription by RNA polymerase II
Cellular component (GO): nucleus
Molecular function (GO): DNA-binding transcription factor activity, RNA polymerase II-specific; RNA polymerase II transcription regulatory region sequence-specific DNA binding
Source: RefSeq, a predicted model, not a curated record